Oryzias latipes (Japanese medaka) is the source of this 4675-nucleotide messenger RNA. RefSeq lists its product as uncharacterized. Gene Ontology annotation, biological process: intrinsic apoptotic signaling pathway in response to endoplasmic reticulum stress; protein phosphorylation; mRNA processing. Gene Ontology annotation, cellular component: IRE1-TRAF2-ASK1 complex. The record is from RefSeq and is a predicted model, not a curated record. NCBI's taxonomy places the organism in Eukaryota, Metazoa, Chordata, Actinopteri, Beloniformes, Adrianichthyidae. Gene Ontology annotation, molecular function: protein serine/threonine kinase activity; ATP binding; RNA endonuclease activity.
UUUCAUAACUACAUCGGUUCGAAGAAGAUACUUUUUUUUGCCGCCCAGUAAACGGCUGUAAAGUGAAACUAAAGGUAGCGUUUUAAUUGUUCUUCAAGAAAUGAUUAAAAUAAGAACGCUAAGUUACAACGGUUAUCUAAACCCAGAAACAUGAAUAUCUUCACACAAGUCCAACUGUCAGUCCAACCGCCGACAGAGACGCAUCCUGUCAUUGAGUGCAUACUGAGCAACAAUCUGAAAAAGCUCAAAAAGUUACUGAGGGACAACGAUAUGGAUGGGAUAUAUCCAUGCAGACAACUUAAAGAUUAUGUAACUCCUCUGAUUGCAGCAGCUUAUAAACAUAACAAGGAUAUUUUCUCUUAUCUGCUACGUCAAGGAGCAAAUCCAAAUAUAGCUUCCACCUCAGGCUUUACUGCUUUGCACUUUGUGUCGAAAUUUAAUGCACCUCUCUGUUUUGUGAAAGAACUAUUAGAUGUUGGUGCAAAUCCAAACGUGAGCCUCCCAACACCACUGGAGUUUGCUGCUGUCAACAACAGGGAGGAUGUUAUGAAAUGUCUCCUCUCAGCUGGUGCACAAGCAACUUUGUUGCUCAUCGACAGUAAUAACUUAAAAACGUUUGUUCAGAAGAUUUCUGACUUGGCCUCUCAAGGACACGAACUGUGCUCCCAAAUAAAGCCCUUUUGGGAUUUGGAGAUUUCACUCAAACAAAACUCUCCUGAAACAGUCAUAAAAGACUUUGAUCCCUUCAUGUUUUGGGAGGAUCCUACGACUCAUUUGACCAUGAUUGAAAUUCUUUUCACACUUUCUGGGCGAGAUCGGGAAAAAUAUAGCCAAGGAAGCAUCAAAUGGUUGAAAGAAACUAGAAAAUUGAAUGCCUACAUCACAAGUGCUGUCAGUCGUUUUGGAAAAAUCCCACAUUUACACAAAUGUAGGGCAACUUCUAGUUUGCAUGCAGUUUUCUGCACAAUGGAUGAGAUACCAAAUGAGGAAGCUUUGGCCAUUAUUCCUGAACUGCUUGAUGAACUUUGCACAAAAAGAAGAGCUGAUGGCAUGAUAGUUGGCCUGCAGAUGCAAGACAUACCUGUAAACUUUGAAACAGUCCUACAAACACUGUAUGUGGUAACGCAAAAAUCCAAAGGCAUCAGCUCUUGGGAUUUUUCGUUUUUGAAAAGUCUGAGUGAGAAGGUUGCCCCAUUUUUAAAAGAGCAUCACCCCUCCACAACCAGGGCUUAUGCCUAUGGCAUUUUUGCAAACUUGCUUUCAGUGGACAACCCUGCUCAGAUGUUUCACUCGGUUGGGAUUUCCUCCGUGCCUGAAAACAUACUGAUAUCUGCAGAUAUAACACUGAACGACAAACUGAAAGAAGCGCUGAGACGCCUGAAGAAUUUUCUUGAGCCAAACUCUGCAGAGUUGGCCAGUCCGGCUGUACACAAGAAAAAAAAGAAGAAAAAGAAAAGCAAGUCUAAAAAAUCAGAGAAGCAAGAGGACCCCAACGAUGAAACCAACGCGUCUUUAGCUAAUCAGGUAACAACAUCCCUGGUGCAAACAAGUUUGACUGGACCACCUGUCCAGGAAACGCAUGUCAAACCUUCCCAGGUCAAAAAAUGGCUGCCCAUCAGUAAGAGGUGGAAUGAAAAACUAAAACGGCUCGCAGAGGAGAGCAACGUCUGCAGGAUUGGGAGCAUCACUUACGUGAAUAAGGCUGAAUUCCGCAUCUCUAAGGGGAGCGACGGCACCGAGGUUUUCUUGGGGCUGAGAAACGAUGGGACAGAGGUUGCGAUCAAGAGGAUGUCUAAGAGUAACUAUGAAGUGCUGAAGAACGAGGAAGGAAUCCUGCGGCUGCCAGAGCUCGAUCACCCAUUAAUUGUGAGGUACAUCGACGCAGCGGAAGACCAAAACUUCGGUUAUCUCGCCCUCCAACUUUGCGAGUACACCCUGGAGGAAUACAUCAGAGACCACGUCAGCAGUCUACAGAUGAAGGAGAAACUUGUUGGUGACUUUCUCCACAGUUUAAAAGUUCUUCACUGUCAAAAUCCUCAAGUUCUUCACAGAGAUCUCAAACCGCAGAAUGUUUUGAUUGAUGUCAAAGGUAAUGCGCGGCUGGCUGACUUUGGCAUCAGCAGACGCCUGCGUAAAGAUGAAACGACUCUCCGGACGGUGAGCGCAGGAACCAAGUGCUGGAUGGCCACAGAGACAUUAGGACAAGAAUGUGAAAUCCCUUACAAGUCAAACACCGAUGUGCAGGUGGCGGGGAUGCUGAUUUAUUACAUCCUCUCAAGUGGACACCAUCCAUUUGGCAAAUCAUUUGAAUGUGAGUUCAACAUAUACAAGGGCAACUACAGUUUGGAUGAUGUUGAAGAUCUGCUGGCUAAGGAUCUCAUUGAGCAGAUGAUAGAUAAAGAUCCAGCAAAACGACCAAAUAUGGAAAAGUGUCUGAGUCAUCCUUUUUUCUGGUCAUCUAGGAUGAAACUGGAAUACUUGAAGCGCAUCGGUAAUAGGAAAGAGGCUUCAAACUGUCGGAAAGCAGACCAGGAACUGAUCGACUCCCUGGAAAGAUUUGCCGCUAACAGAUCCUUCACACAAUGGAAACAGAAGUUUCCAGAGGAUCUGGUUGGAAAAAUAGAUGGCAAAGGCAAAGCUUACCCAGAAACUGCACUUGGAUUACUGCGCUUCAUACGCAACCUCCAUGAGCACUAUGCUGAGGAUGCAGCUGACAUCGAUGUCCUGACGCUGUUUCCUGAUCUGUUCGGGUGUAUUUACAAGUUCUCCAAAGCCCAAGGAUGGAAUGAAGAAACUCCCUUAAAGCAGAUGUUUCAGAGAGAGGACUCCAGAUCUGCCUAUUUGACUCCGCCCACAAGCCCUGAGGACCAUCCAAAUGUUCCCGUUCAAGAGUCUCAGCCAGAGGACUUGAGGGACAAAAAGCUUCAGAGUUGAUUCUCUUGAGGAUUGAUUGGAAAGAAAUGUAGAACAAUGUUUACUCGCUUUGUCACAGUUUUUUCAGUGCAACUUUGCCUGUUUUUGUUUUUUUUAACACAUUGUGUUCUGAGUGCUGAUUGGCUGUUGUGACCAUUGUCGAUGUCCUCCGUGCCGUAUCUCCUUUGGCCUAAAAGUAGGAAAAAAACACUAAUCUUAAGAAGAAAAUCACUACAAAGUAGUAAAAGGAUUUGUCCGAACAACAAGUCAUUUUUACUUAACAGGAAAACUUAUAAAAUGUUAAAAUCUAGAAACUAGGAGUUUCACAUAAGCAUUCAAAAAGAGAAAAAUAAGUUUUAAAAGCUAACUGUUAAAUAGAAAUUGAAAGUUAUACAACCCAAAAAAAUUGUUUAUUUUUCACGUUUUUAUGUAUCUGAUCGUAAUUAAUUUUAAAUACAGUGACACAAAAGUGGAAAUGACUCAUUUUAGAACAAAAUGAGUCCCUGAGUACUAGCUAGUCCAUCUUAACAAAUCCUAAUAAAAUCUAAAACAAGAACUUAUAUGAACUUAGAUAAACUUUUUUGUUUCUAAAAUACAAAAUAAUGACAGUGAUUGCCAGUCUAACUUGUAAACCUUUACUGAACUUUAACAUAACAUCCUUAAACCUGAACCAAGUAUCUUAUACUUUGCAGAAUGUGUUCAGUUUUUCACAUUUACUUAAAUCUUUGGUUGCGAGUAGAUCUUUGUUUUCAUUCUGUAAUACUGGUUUAUUUUUCUGUGAAGCUUUUAAAUUGGAGACUUAACAAAGGAGAAAAUUGUGAAAAUGAUCACUGCAUACUGAGAAAAGUGUGUAGUGAGGGGUUUUGCAGUCUUUAACCAUCUAUAAUCCCUCUAAGGUUUUCAACUAUCGUUAUUUUGCGUGAUAAACGAGGGAACACUGUUUUAGGAAUUGUUUUAUUUAUCGCACUCACUGUGACGUCAAGCAAGGAUGCACAUUAAUAGUGCCUUAAAAGGUUAAUGGUAGUUAUCAGGUGUCUAUGGGAUUUCUUUGUGCCUUCGUUUGUUUUUUGUUUUUGUUUUUUUAAACUGUUAAAGUGAAUCUUCCUCCGCAAUCCUCUUUUAUUUUGGUAAAUAAAUCAGUUUACUGCAGUUUUUGCUUUUCCCCAUAAAUGAUGGUUUGUGGAAAAAGCUGUUAUGCACAGAAAGUAGCUUGUAAAAAAUGUAAAAUAUCAGGUUUUAAAACUGUUUUUAGGAAGCAAGCUUUUCUAAGAAAAAACAAAAAAUACAUCCAAUGUUUACUUCCUAAACUUUUCUUUUUUAAGAUCAAUUUCUCUUUACAAAUCAUUUAUAGUAUAUGAUGGAGAAAACUCCUGUAUGUGGUGCCUAAAGGUGCUUUAAAAUGUUAAGUUGCACUGUCACAUCAGGAAUAUUUGAGCUGAAUGUAAUGUUAGUAGAUUUUUGAAAGUAUUCAGUGCAUGAAAGCAUUUUUGUAAGGAAACUUGCACAACACAGAAAAAAAUGUCACCUAAGUUUUUUUUUUUUUUUUGCUUAAUUUUAGUUAUACCUGUUUAAAGUUUUAGAUUUUAAAAAUAUAUCACUGUUUUAAGUCACUCUUACAUUCAUCCUAGAAAGAAAUACUACAAUUGUGAGAUUUUAAAGGAAUAAAGGAAUUGUAAAAUUCAUUAACUUGUAAGGAAGAAAGCAGCACUGCAAGUUAUUACAGAGUGGAUUUUUUUGUCCUUUUUUAAUAAAGUAAAAAAAA